GUGCUGUGCUUGAACAAGGGAGCAUUGCUAAAGCAGGUGUUUGUGCUCAGCAGAGCAGCAACACCCAGAGAAGGCCGUCUGUGUGCUGCAGGUGAUGCACUUGUGAGUUGCUACAGACACUACAGAUCUCGUCCUACGCAUGGUAUUGGGAGGUUUAAGUAUCUGCUCCCAAAGGAGGCUUCAAAAAAGAAAAAGGAUAAAGUACAGAUGAAAGAGAUAAAUGUUGGGACUGAAUAUGAGUACGGAGAUAUCAACAUCCAGAUGACUUCCUAUGAUAUGUGUCUUGUGGAGCAUUUUGCUCAGUAUGUGCAUAAACUCUGCAACCGACUCUCCAUUAAGGUGAAUGAAAGCUACGCGAUGCCCACCAAAACCAAUGAAGUGCUGUUCUUGGAAGAGCGAGGUUCCAAAAUGCAGCUGGAUGCAGUCGUUACUACCCAUCAGAGGGUUGUCCAGGUAUGAGCUGGCGUUUGCUGA
Molecule: messenger RNA, 474 nt
Organism: Cariama cristata (Red-legged seriema)
Lineage: Eukaryota; Metazoa; Chordata; Aves; Cariamiformes; Cariamidae
Gene: MRPL48
Product: mitochondrial ribosomal protein L48
Exons: 5
Cellular component (GO): mitochondrial ribosome
Source: RefSeq, a predicted model, not a curated record